Neodiprion fabricii is the source of this 1500-nucleotide messenger RNA. Its product is annotated as BRISC and BRCA1-A complex member 1-like. Gene Ontology annotation, biological process: positive regulation of DNA repair; mitotic G2 DNA damage checkpoint signaling; protein K63-linked deubiquitination. Gene Ontology annotation, cellular component: BRISC complex; BRCA1-A complex; nuclear body. The record is from RefSeq and is a predicted model, not a curated record. The transcript has a single exon. The coding region runs from base 161 to 1132 and encodes 323 amino acids. NCBI's taxonomy places the organism in Eukaryota, Metazoa, Arthropoda, Insecta, Hymenoptera, Diprionidae.
UCCUGUUCUUUAUCCCAUGACCGCCACGACCUGGGCUUCACAAAUUGCAUUGUUUGCAUCAGUCAUGGCAUCAGUUUGGAUUAUUGUUGGCAUAUGACUGCGUUUGACGUGUGACACACAGCAAAGGUUAUAAUCGUUGAAUGUUGCCAAGUAGUGAAAAAUGAUAGAUAAUCAGGAUUCAAACGAUGAAAUACAGUCGAUGGCGCGGAGGUUUCAGACUGUAACAACGAUAGAGAACAUUGUGAGUGGUGCGAGACAGGCUACGCAGCUGACUAACCCACUAACGUCGAUCCGCGAAAACCAUCUCGCCGCCACUAUGCCAACGCAACAUCACAAUAAACAGGAAGUGAAGAAGGAAGUGGGAACAUGUAAGACUGACGAAAGUGAUAUGGUGCGCUCGUUGCCAGAGAUUAAUUUGCCUGAGAAAAUAGUACUGAUAAUUGACAUUACCAAAGAAAAGGACUGCACCCAAUUCAAGUUAGGAACAGGAGCUACCUACAUGCCUAUGUUUUUAAUCAAAAGAGUUGUUGAAAUUUUUGUUGGUGCAAAGUCGAUGAUCAAUCGAAACCAUGAGUUCGCCAUAAUGACUCUAUGCUCCGAGUCGAUCAAGUGGGUUUGUGACUUUACCGCCAACAUCAAAACUGUUCUCAAUACCCUAGAUUCCCUUGUGGAAGAGAAACUGAAUACAGAUGACACUUCAUUUGACCUGAGCCAAGUCUUUGAAGCUCUUAUCACUCACACCGAUUUGCCAAGAUACACGGAGUCCAAUGAAAUCCCCUCGUUCAUCACAAGGGCUAUAUUAAUCUACUCGCGGUCAAACUGCAUUCCCCGGUUUCGAACAGGGAAUAAAUUUUUCGAGCUGUUGUCAGAUAAUCCAUACUUUGUACUGGAUGCUUUGUUCGUUCACGAACCGCCAAGUAGCGAGAACAUGUGCGAGGAAGUUUAUAACGAGCUCACAGCUCUGGACGCUAAAAAUUUAUCUUAUAUCCUAGAAGUUGGAAGAAAUGCCACGAAGCUCCAUGACAAUAUGGCUAAAUUACUCGCGCAUCCUAUGCAGAGGCCCUUGCAAAAGAAUGCUUGUUACACCAUUUGCAUACCUGGACCAAAGGAAGAAACUCACUCAAAUGUUUAGUAAUGAUUUUGUUACUCCGAGACGAUAUCAUUUACUUUGAUAUCAUCCUUGAUCUCGUGAUCAUCCUAAUAUGUAAUCUGCAGUUUUACUUGUAGCAUCAAAGACCUAUAGGUGUAUAUUUUCAAAUGCUUGGAACAUAAAAUACUAAGGCAUUAAACUUUAUGCUCGGUCAAUAAAAACAAUUAGGAUUCAACUCACAGGGUUCAAUUCCCAAUUUCAUCAUGAGCUAUUCCAUUUGCAAUCCUUAUGUUUGUAAAAAUUUUGUAAUGUCAUCACUUUUCAAUUUCUAUAUAGUGCAUAUAAUAAGGCUAUUAUAACAAGUCUCACACGCUUUAUUGUUAAGUGUACGACUAAUAUAUUGAUUUUCU